Diatraea saccharalis (sugarcane borer) is the source of this 2406-nucleotide messenger RNA. Lineage: Eukaryota; Metazoa; Arthropoda; Insecta; Lepidoptera; Crambidae. The record is from the annotation of a GenBank genome assembly.
CGAUUUCUCAGAUCUGAAGAAAGAAAGCUAAUGGCCGCCCAUGCCUAAUCAUCACGAAACAGCUGAUGUGCGUCGUUUAACACUUCGAUGAAAUUUUGUGUUUAACUCGUCGCAUUGUGGGAAAUUACUUAGAUGAUACGAUACCUAACUUACACUCUUUUCUGGAAACCAGGAUGUCACUGACCAUACAGCAAAUUAUUUUGGAUGCAAAAAGACUAGCAGGUCGUCUUAAAGAACGGGAGACUGAAGCGGAUGCUUUAUUAGCUGAGACUCAAACAGCUUACAGGCAAAUACAUACUAUGAAACAGUACAAAGAAGAAGUGGAAACAUUAAAUGAAGCUGCAAGGGAAAGACCAAGAGGUGCACUAAUUGCUAGUAUAGAAAGAGAGUCUCGUCUGAUGAGGGAUGUGCAACGUGAAAAUGGUGAAUUACGUGCAGCACUUGAGGACCACAGGCGAGCAUUAGAGCUGAUCAUGUCAAAAUAUCGCCAACACACUGAGAAAAGAAUAUGGGAAUCAAGGAUAGAUUUUACAGCUGCUAUAAAUGAGAAACAACAAGAGCUAAUUCGUCAGCAAGCUGAACGUAUUAACGAGAUGACCAGUAUCAUGUACAAAGCUGUGAAUAUGGAUGAUAAUGGUGAUUCCAGAAAAGAAGAAGAGCUUUACCAAAGGCUUAUUACUGAGAAUAAGGGUUUGAGGGAAAUGCUGGAUUUAUCGAGGCGGUACGGUUCAGACCGCGCGUGCGCGCCACCCACUGAGGACAAGGAUGUGCAGACAGAUGGGCCGCCACUGACGGGCGCGUGACGACCCGCGGUGAAGCCCUGCCGUCUCUGAACGCCGCCACGGAUAGGUACUACUAAUGAAAGUAGUAACUGUUUACCAGUUAACUAUCCCAUUGUGCUAUUCCUUGAUUGUUAUAUUGUUAUUUUUGAAUGAUUAUUAAAAUAUUAUAUUCAAUAUAAAUAGCUUUUUAAAACCAGAAAUCGAAGCAUAUAAUCGUACAAUUUAUGCCAUUUUUCGGCGAUAUUUUGUGCGCCUUUAAUUAUAGUUUAAUAAAAAUAAAAUCUAAUUAAGGGCUUCACUACUAAUACCUACCUUCUACCUUUCUACUACCUUCAGGUAAUAGUGCGAAUUAUGGGUCUAAAUUUCCCUACAUUGUUUUAUAUACACAGUUAGGUUUAACAGUUGUCCACUAUGUUGAAUGCUUUAUAUUUGUUUAUAAUAAUGACUUUUCUACAACUAGGUAGAAGCACAACAUUCGGCUCCGCACAUGUGAAAGUCUACUUCUCCCUUACUUCGCGUUGUUCCGAGCUGGCGUUAAUUCACCUAACGUUCUCGGUGAAUUCUGAUGUGCGGGCGAACCGUUCGUUAUAUCGACCAUUGUCGUCGUUCUGGUAUACAACUUUUCACAUACAUUUUGGAUGAUUGUCUUUUGACAUUUAAAGGUAUUUCAUGUUUCGUAUUUUGUAAAAAGAUUAUGACAAACUACAGCGAAUAGGAACAAUAUAGCUAUAAUAUCAGAAGUUUCAGUUUUUUUUUCUAAAAUCAAAUAACAAAUUGUAAUUAAGUAUAAUAAUAUUAUGUAAUCUUUUAAAUUUGAACUAAUGUUAGAACGUUUCAUAGUGAUCAACUGUAUUACCAAAUCACUUGAUGUGGCAGAAACUGUGAUCUUUAAUAUGAGCUAUUGAGUUGUGAAAGUUUGUUCAAAUGCUUGUCGAGUGAAUAUUUUAUAGACGGUGUUAUAUCGCUCUGUUCGACGUCAUUGUCUGUAUGCUUCACUUAAUUUUUACUAGGAUAGUUCCUUUCCAGUAGGUAAAUACAUUUUGCUCAUUAUUAAUUUCAGUUACUUAUUAAUACUAUAAUACUCAUUAUACACCUACUGUUGUUGCGACAGAAUCAUUGUAAAAAUAUAUUCUUUUUAUUUUGUAUAAUUUUAGAUAAUCUACUCGAAUAUUAUCAAAAUCCAUUAAUUGUUACAAGUGCAGUCCCAUUAAAGAUUAAUCAUUGUACCAUCAAAAGAAGCGUUGCUAAUUGAUAGUAUCCAAUAGUCAGUCACUUUCUAAAUUGAGAAAAGUAUAUAUUUCAACAGAUUAUUCUUUAUAACCCAACUUUUACGUUUCAUAAGUAAAAAAACGAAAACCUGUUUAAGUGACGUUUAAUACAGUUUGAGACAUUCUUAACUAUAAAUUCUCAAUUCAGAAACCGGGUAAAAAAUCAUAUACCUACAACUGAUCUUUGAUCAAGACUAUACUAGAUAAUUUUGUCACUUGCUUCGAAUAUAUUAGUGUUGUUAUAAGUUCAAUACUAUAUAAUUUCUGAAUGACUAUAAUACUAUCAAUUCAUUAUGAAUAGUUUUGAAAUUUUUAAAAUUUUAUGAGUACUUGGUGUGACUGUGAGCAUAUCGACG